AUGCAUGGCGGCUCCAGCUGCCCCAGCCCCAGUCUGCUCCACCAUCGGGCGAGCUGGUGCACACCUUCCCCCUCCUCCUGUUACCGUCCGUCCUCUUUUCGGUCCCCCUCCCAGCCGUCCUCUUCCCGGUCGCCCUACCGUUUGUUCUCUUCCCGGUCCCCCUCCCACCCGCUCCUGCCCCAAUACCACCAAUCCCAGCCCCAGGCCCGCACUCUCUGGCAGAGAAUCAACCUGCUUAUACCAAUGGCAGUCGCCAUCACUAUGUUUAUGAGUGCAGCCUGCCUGGCUGUUGGGGCGUGGCAGGAGUAUGACCAUCCCACGGUUGCGGGUAGCGCCCUGACCAACUACGCCGGCCCAGGCCUCUGGGUAAUUGGCGCCUUUCUCUCGUUCCCCGGCCUUAUCGCCGCCUGA
This is a messenger RNA of Cryptococcus amylolentus CBS 6039, 411 nucleotides long. RefSeq lists its product as hypothetical. The transcript is spliced from 3 exons. The record is from RefSeq and is a predicted model, not a curated record. Bases 1 to 411 code for a protein of 136 amino acids. Lineage: Eukaryota; Fungi; Basidiomycota; Tremellomycetes; Tremellales; Cryptococcaceae.